CUAAAAGAGGCGUUUCUACACAUGUCAAAUGUGAUUGUUAUGUGACAGAAGAAUCAUCUGAAUCGCAACACCAAUUCGACCACCAAGUUGUUCAUGCACCGUGGAUCCCGCUUCUUACAAAUCAUGUCGGACUCCAUCAAAAACGUCGCGAUAUUUGGAGCCACGGGAAUGACCGGGCUGGCGACCCUGCCGCAAGCUGUGGCUGCAGGAUACAAUGUGACAGUGCUGGUUCGGGACCCUGCCAGGCUGCCUGCAGACCACAGGGCGUCCAGAGUGGUGGUGGGCGACGUUGUUAAUAAAGAGGAUGUGAAGAAGGCCUUGGAGGGCCAGGACGCUGCAAUCAUCAUCCUGGGCACCAGGAACGACCUGAGCCCGACCACCGUGAUGUCUGAAGGCACCAAGAACAUUAUUGAAGUCAUGAAGGCUCGUGGGAUCCGUAAAGUGAUCGGCUGCAUGUCAGGUACAUCUUUCUGCUGGGAUCGUGCCAAAGUCCCACCCCGAAUGAUUCCUGUGACAGAAGACCACGACAGGAUGUACACAGCGCUGAAAACAUCUGGGCUGGACUAUGUUGCUGUGAUGCCGCCUCACAUCGGUGGUGAUCUUCCUCUGACGGGGAGUUACAUGGCGUCAGAGAACAUGCCGAAAGGAAGAGCCAUCUCUGCACUCGACCUGGGACAUUUCUUUGUCCAGUGUCUGUCCAACACAGAGUGGGAUGGCAAGACUGUGGGAGUCUGGGGAGAGUAUAAAUGAUCUUAAAUAACACAAUGCUGACCCCCUCUGGACAGCCGAGGGGUUUGUGUCUCUUCCCGUUACCCACAAUUUUAUUUUACCACCAAAAGACACUGGAGAAAAAAAAAACAUGUUUCAAACUACUAUCCUGUUUCUUUCUUGUGUCUGGAUUUUUAUUUUUUAUUUUAUACAAUUAUCAAAGUUUUCUUUAUACUUAUUCAGUUUCCUCGUCAGCUCCGGUGGGGGGGGGGGAUUUUAAUAUUGUGUGAUGCAGCACUUCACUGCUCUGAUUCAAAGCAGGCCUGUGUGUUUUUUUUAGCUGUUGAAAAUAAAAGACAGUAUUUUAAAAAUGAUGUGCAGAACGAACACUGUCUCAUGAACGAGCAGAGCUGCAGGCUGGUUGUUGCCUGAGUAACAAAACAACAACACUGAUGAAAAUAGUACAUCACAAUUUGAUACAGUGAUAUACAUUAAAAACUGAGUAAUAGAACAAAGUGAGCUGUGUACUCACAUCCUGCUCAAAUGGAAGUAUGUUUACUGUGAGAAUAAGAGUGAUAACCAUGUGAGAAUGUCAGGCUCAUGUGUCUUCAAUUAUAAAUAAAAUAUACCUGCAAUAUG
Labrus bergylta (ballan wrasse) is the source of this 1347-nucleotide messenger RNA. The record is from RefSeq and is a predicted model, not a curated record. NCBI's taxonomy places the organism in Eukaryota, Metazoa, Chordata, Actinopteri, Labriformes, Labridae.